This is a messenger RNA of Chlorella variabilis, 555 nucleotides long. RefSeq lists its product as hypothetical. The record is from RefSeq and is a predicted model, not a curated record. Lineage: Eukaryota; Viridiplantae; Chlorophyta; Trebouxiophyceae; Chlorellales; Chlorellaceae. The transcript is spliced from 6 exons. The coding region runs from base 1 to 555 and encodes 184 amino acids.
AUGCCGCAGGAGAACGAGCCAGAAUCUAAUGCAGAAGAGCUGGAUGUUGUCAAAAGACGCCUGCUGCUAGGGCUGCUGGGCACAGCGGCGCUUUGUGCCUUUGCACUGGUUCCUACGCAGCAGCUGCAACUCGGCAAGCCCAGCAAGCCGCUUUUUUUCUACCUGGUGCCGCUGCUCAGGUCACAGCAGUUGCUAGCGGAGGUGGAGCAGCUUGUGCCCGAGGGGUCGAGCGUUGUGGCGCUGAGGCCCCUCCUUGACCGCAUCCUGGGUCCACCCAACAACCUGCAGCAGAACCUACGUGACGCUGCGGCAUGCUUGACCACCCCGAGGGACGUUGCAACGGCAGAGGCCAUUGGGCGGGACGUGUAUGAGUAUGUGCAGUACUUCGAGUCAAUGCGGGGAGCCCCGCGGGAUGGCGCUGUCUCUGCACGGUACAUUUUAUUCAGCCUCAACUCAGCCAAGGCGGCACAGGUCAAGCUGCAACAGUUUCUGGACCUCAUGCCCGCUGACCAGCGCGAGGCAGCAGCCAUGCAGAUGGCCAGCCUGCCCUUCUGA